Pelodiscus sinensis (Chinese soft-shelled turtle) is the source of this 3739-nucleotide messenger RNA. NCBI's taxonomy places the organism in Eukaryota, Metazoa, Chordata, Testudines, Trionychidae. The record is from RefSeq and is a predicted model, not a curated record.
UUAAGGACUAUUUAGAAAAGCUAGACAUGCACAUUUCCAUGGAGCUAGAUCUAAUGUAUCUGAGGCUGCUAAGAGAGUUAGCUGAUGUGAUUGCAGAGCCAUUGGCCAUUAUCUUCAAAAGCUCAUGACACCCAAGGGAUGUCCUGGACGACUGGAAAAAGGCAAAUGUGCCUAUCUUUACAAAAGAAAAGAAGGGGAAUCUGUGGAACUACAGAUCAGUUAGCCUCAUCUCAGUCCCUAGAAAAAUCAUGGAGCAGGACUUCAAGGAAUCCAUUUUAAAACUCUUGGAGGAAAGGAAGAUGAUCAGGAAUAGGCAGCAUAAAUUCAGUAGCAAAUCAUGCCUGACCAACCUGAUUCUCUUCUAUAAUGAGGUAACUGGCUCUGUGUAUAUAGGAGAAAGCAGUGGAUGUGAUAUACCUUGACUUUAGCAAAGCUUUGGAUACAGUCUCCCACAGUAUUCCUGCCAGCAAGUUAAAGAAGGAUGACACGGAUGAAUGGACUAUAAUGAGGACAGAAAGUUGGUUAGAUCGUUGGGUUCAGUGGGUAGGGAUCAAUGGCUCAGUGUCUACUUGGUAGCUGGUGUCAAGCGCAAUGCCCCGGGGGCUGGUCCUGGGAGGCUGAUUUUGUUCAAUAUCUUCAUUAAUCAUCUGAAUUAUGGGAUGGAUUGUACCCUUAACAAGUUUGUGGUUGACACUAAGAUAUGAGGAGAGAUAGAUAUGCUGGACGGUAGGGAUAGGGUCCAGAGUGAUCUAGACAAAUUGGAGGAUUGGGCCAAAAGAAAUCUGAUGAGGUUCAACAAGGACAAGAGCAGAGUCCUGCACUUGGGCAGAAGAAUCCCAUACAUUACUACAGGCUGGGGCCCGACUAGCUAAGCAGCAAUUUGGCAGAAAAGGAUCUGGGAAUUACAGUGGAUAAGAAGCUGGAUAUAAGUCAACGGUGUGCCCUUUUAGCCAUGAAGGCUAAUGGAAUAUUGAGCUGCGUUGAUAGGAACAUUGCCAAUGACAGCAGAUCGAGGGAAGUGAUUAUUCCCCUCUAUGUGGCAUUCGUGAGGCCAUGUCUGAAGUAUUAUAUCCAGUUUUGGGGCCCCUUCUACAGAGACCAUGUGGACAAUUUGGAGAGCAUUCAGACGAGGACAACAAAAAUAAUUAGGGGACUAGAGCACAUGACUUAUGAGGAGAGGCUGAGGGAAGAAGGAUUAUUUAGUCUGCAGAAGAAAAAAGUGAGAGGGGGUUUGGUAGCAGCCUUAAAAUACCGAAAGGAGGAUUCUGAAGAGGAUGGAAGUUGGCUAAUCUCCAUGAUAACAGACCAAAUUGAAUCUAAUGGAUCUCUCCACAUACCAAGUAGUUUACAUUCUGAAAAGUGGGAGUCUGGAAAAAAUCCUACAUCUUUGGAAAGUUCUCAGAAAUAUCAUCUCAGCCAGGAUCAGGAAGAAUCCAAUACACUUAGAUGGAGUCAGAAAGACAAAGGGACUGUUUCAAGAAAUCAUGAAAAAGAGAUCGUUGAACAAGCUGAGAACGAGACUCAAGAAAAUCGUAUUCCCCCUGGAAGAAAAGGUGCAAAUAUGGAAAACAGAGACAAUCUAAAUGCUAUCAGGAUGGGAAGAAACACUACAAGGGAUUCUGGAAUUCCAGAAUCAUUGGAAGAUGGAGACAUGGACUAUUUGCACAAUAAAAAAAGCCCUCAGCAGCAUCAAAUUAGAGCAUCUUUGACUGAUACUGAUGUCAAACAGGAUGUUAAGACAGAUCAGAAUAACGUGAAUCAUCUUGAGUAUUCAAGUCAAUACAUUUCUCCUCCUGCUCCACCUCUGCUGGCUCUUUCUGUAAACAGAAUUCAAGUUCCCAUAUUUCAAACAGAGACAAGCAAGAUGGCUGAACAGCUGAAACAAAUGAAGGCUGAAAGACGGCACAUGGAAAGAACUAGAGAGGAACUGGUUAAGAAAGUCAGAGGUUUGCUUGAACAAAAUAAGCUGAGGAGAUAUCAGGCAGUGCUGCGUUUGUCCUGUAUAGCUCGUGAUGCAUGGAAAAAGAAAUACUUUGAAACUAAGAAAGCUACAGCUUCAUUAGAGGAUAUUUUAAAUAAACUGCGACAAGAUUUAGAGCUUUACUACCAACAGCUACUGUUGAAGCUGGAAGCCAGAGAUGUCAGGAAACGACCAAACAAUUUAACUCACAUUGCAAACACCAAGAACACCACGAUCAUCCAGGUUACAACAGUGCAGCAUGAAAUUGAUCAACUGAAGCAAAAGCUGGAUAAUACAAAAAUGAAACUCAUAAUAGAAAUUAAGAUGAGAAAGCAGGCAACCUCUGAUUUACGAGCAUUGAGAGCAGAGCUGGCCCAGAAGAAAAUUCAGUCAUCUUUAAUACUCCAGUCAGAAACACCAACAUUUUAGAAGGAUAACAUAACUUGUGAUUCCAUAAUAUAUUGUUUAGAAGCUCAACAUGUCACUUCACUGUAUUUGUUUGUAUGUUCCUAGUCAACAGUCUUUUCAACAUGUACUAUAUGAGAACUGUAUUUCUUAAUUUUAAAUGCCCUAAAAUCUCAAUUUUCUUAUUGUAACUAAUUCAAUUACACUUAUAAGGCAUGCAAUUUAACCUAUUAGUGUGGUUAUUUUUGACUAACAGCUAAUCAAAGAAAUCACAUUAUAUUUCAAAUAGUGAAUUACCAUAAUGACAGUUUUAUAUAUUGAAGAUCAAUAUGCAAUUAUAAUUUGAAUUCAACCCAUAAUUGUAAAUAAAAGUGUUUUGGGAGGUUUAUUGAGGCACAUAUUGCUUAGUUUAACCCAUAAAUAAAACAGCAAUUUUUACAGAACUAGGGCAGCAAAAAUCUGGUUUCAGAUAUCUAGUUCAUUGUGCUUUCAAAUCCAAACACUGUAAAUAUACCUAUUUCUAAGUUAUCAUAUCAAUUAGUCUACCAUUACACAAAAUAAGAAAAAUACCCAAAAUUGUAAAUUUGCUUCCUCUUUUAUAGUUACUUUCCUUCUCUUAAGCGUAGAUGCAUCAACAGUUAAGUGCUUCUGUCCUAGUCAUGAGGUUGUAAAUAUAAUCAAAGUCUGACUUACAUGAAAGACCAUUAUAAACUUAAAAAAGCAACAAAUAGUCUGGUAGCACUAACAAAACAUUUAGAUGGUAUCAUGAGCUGUCGUGGGCACAGCCCACUUCUUCAAAUGACCGUGUAAACAUGUACAGAACAUGUAAAGCAUAUUAUAUUUACUAACCAAGUUCAGAGUGGAGGCAACAGGCAUGUAUGUUCCAGAGUGGAGUCUCAAAACUCUGGAAAGGAUGUAGUACCGCCUCCAUGUUAAAUUUUUCCAUGCUCUCCUGCUUUCGCUCAAUUCCAAAUGAUAUUAGCUCAAGCAACACAAUAAAAUACAAGAGAUUAAUGUGAAGUGGCUACAAAACUGACAAGGAUAUACUAUUUAUUGCAAGUGACAAACAGAUUGGACAUUAGUAAUAGGAUGUGAAAGUUCUUGCAAAGGAGAAAGUCUUAAUCUUGUGAACCAACCUGUCUCUAAUCCUUCCAAUAAGGCCUUCCCUACAAAUGAACCAAACAACUACAACCCUACUGCACUUCAAGGCCCUGAAUCUUAUGAACCUAAAUUGUAUUGUCUGGGACCAAUUUAAAUUUCAAACUCCAGAAGGAAGCGAUUGUUUCUUUUCCAUUUACACAGCAUGAAAAACAGGAAGGGUGCGUCUAGACUGGUAAGAUUUUGCACAAAAGCAGCCGCUUUUGCGCAAAAUCU